Molecule: messenger RNA, 3749 nt
Organism: Phasianus colchicus (ring-necked pheasant)
Lineage: Eukaryota; Metazoa; Chordata; Aves; Galliformes; Phasianidae
Cellular component (GO): cytosol
Molecular function (GO): glyoxylate reductase (NADPH) activity; hydroxypyruvate reductase [NAD(P)H] activity; NAD binding
Source: RefSeq, a predicted model, not a curated record
GGCAGAACCAAAAGGACUACAUCAAAUAGCUGAGACUUUACAGUGACAUGCACAGCUCUCAAGGAGUAACUGCUUUCUGCAAACCACCUGUCAGGUUUUACCUCUGUUUUUAGCUGCUUGCACUCUCCAGGAAGUUAGCAAUCUGAAGUACCGUGGAUGCCUACCUCCAAGUUUUUUUUGUCCUCUAAACUAUCUAAUUUAUUUAAGGAGGCCCAGUAAAUGGAAACCAAACUGAUAAUCCAGUAAUAAAAAUUGAUAAAUUUUUGAGAGUUGCAAAGCUGAGAGCAGGAGAUUAAUGCUCUAAUCAGAUCAAUAAUACUUCUGAAUUUUGUGUUAUAUUAUAUACAUUUUACUUAGUCCAGCUACUGCAGAAACUCAAAGAAAUGUCUGUCACUACUUAUGAAUCCCAACAGCACAUGAUUUUAGAAAUUAGAACCAGAGUUCAGGAAUGCACUAGCUUAUCUUUCUGAAAGCCUGGUUGUAACCAGCUUAUUUAAGAAAAUCUACUCCAAAGGAUCAUUUCACUCAAAACACCUUUGCACAUAUGCAAAGAUGUGGUUCUGACGCUGCUGCUGUUGGCACAGUUUUGUGUUUUUCAAUUGCAGGAUGGUCUACAUACCCUAAUGGGAUGCACCUUUCUCAGAGGGCUUUUGCACAGGUGUUGUCAGAGCCUAUGAAUAGAGCUCUAGACUAGGUUUGAAUGGAAAACUGGCUAAAACCAAUCUGACCAGGUGUAAGACAGGGGAUAGCACACCAACGUUUUAGAUGGUGCAUGCUAAUGAGACCCUUGAGUAUUGUCCAUGACAUGCUGAGUAUAGUGAAGCACAUUUGAAGUAUUUGUACAACAAUGUAAGCAGCGUGAGGAACAAGCAAGAGGAGCUAGAUGUCUUGGCUCAGAACCAGAGACAUGCCAUCCUUGGUAUAACUGAAACCUGGUUGGAAGAGUUUUGUGACUGGUGUGUCACAGUGGACUGACAUUUCCAGGCUCUUCAGAAGGCUUUUUCUUGUGUUUGUUCUUGGUGGUGGUGGUGGUCUUUUUCCCCAUAGGAGCAAGCAAUAAAAAUAGGAGGGGAAAAACAACCCUACGGUACAAUAUUUGUCACCUUUAUAAAAUAAAAUAAGACUUCCCAUUAUUCUGGAAUACAGUCAGGCUUCUUGAAGGGGUGGUAAAAUGAAUGUUUAGCACAGUAACUGUAGACAAAGAGCCAAAUAUUAACAAGCAAACAGUGAAAACACCACUAACAAGACAAUAGACUUCAUUGCUGUAGGAAAUUCCUGUAUUAUCAGUCCUCCAGCAGCACCCUGCUCUCUCCUCACCCCCAGAUCUUCACAAGAUUCCCAAUUGAAAACCAAAGAUGAUGGAGGGAGAAGAGCUGCCUGGGCUUUUGGUAAAUGAAGUCGGAGGAAUGCAUGGGAUACUGCAUGACCAUGUGGAGUUUCUGAAGAAGCACUUCUGCCUCAUCACUAUGAAGGAAUUUCUUGAAAGCGAAAAGAAUUUGAGAAAAAAGGUCCAGGCAAUCUAUUUGUGGUGGCACAAACCAGUCAUUGACAAAGACCUCCUCCAGAGCCUGCCAAACUUGAAAGUGAUUGCAAAUUCAGGAGUAGGAAUGGAUCAUCUGGAUCUGAAACUUAUAGCUAGCUUUGGUGUGAAAAUGGCUAAUGCUCCACGUGCUGUUUCCAGUAGCACAGCAGAUACUGGGAUGGCUUUGCUGUUGGCAUCUGCUAGAAGACUAGUAGAAGGCUAUCAUGUUGCCAUUUCCCCUGGUAUGGAGUACUGUGAAGCUGAUUUUCUUGGAGUUGAAGUUACUGGAGCUACUCUGGGAAUCAUUGGCAUGGGCAGCAUUGGGUAUAAGAUUGCUCUGAGAGCCAAAGCGUUUGAGAUGAAGAUUUUGUACCACAACAGAACACGGAGGAAAGAGCAGGAAGAGCAAGCUGUUGGUGCCAUUUACUGUGAAAAGCUAGAUGAUUUGCUCUGCCAGGCAGAUUUUGUGAUGGUGGUGGUGAGCCUGACACCUCAGACACACAAGCUGAUUGGGAAAAGAGAGAUGGAACUGAUGAAACCCACAGCUACUCUCGUGAACAUCAGCCGAGGUGCAGUGGUGGACCAAGAGGCAUUGGUGAUAGCUCUGCGCACUGGUGUUAUCAGGGCUGCAGCUUUGGAUGUCACCUACCCAGAGCCACUGCCCAGAGAUCACCCAUUAUUAAAAUUGAAGAAUGUAAUUAUAACACCUCACCUUGGCAUUAAAACAGACAAGGCUACCCGCAUGAUAACAGAGGAAGCAGUUGAAAACAUAUUAGCAGCUCUUACUGGUCUUCCCAUGCCUAGUGAAGUGCUCCCUAGCUGAAGAGCAGAAGGAGCUCUAAAUAUUUCUAUUCUUUUCCUUUUCCCAAUCAGCUCUAAAUGCUUCUUUUCUUUUUUCUUUUUUUCUUUUCUUUUUUUUUUUUUCCCCCAUUAAGAGACACCUGUUCAGAAUGGGCAGGGAGAACUCUGGCUGAGUCUUACAUGUAAUGAGGCCUUUAAAAGUGUAUUUUCUUUGUGGAGGAACAAACUGCUCCUCAUUUUCAGCUAUGGAUAAAUGCAUGCAGGCUUUAAAAGGCUCUGGGAGAAAUAAUUUCUGAUUGCCUUCUUAUUUGCAGGUUUUGAAAGGCUCCCUAGAACUUAUGUUUUAAUUUGCCUACUGGUGAGAGAAACAGGACUUCACAAGAUGUAACAGAUCACUUUAUAGUUAUUUUUAUUUUCAUAUAGUUAUAUUUUAUUAAAAAUAUGUUCGAAAGUGAGCUUUCAUGGGUGACAGAUCCCGUCUAUCUACCAGUCAUUUUAAGGGUGCUACCAGAUAGUCAUGAGACAAGAAAAAAUGUCUCAACAUUCUGUACUGUUCUUAGAAAACUUUGGAAACAGUAUGCCUGACUAAAGGAAAGAGGUAAUACAAAGGGGAAAAUAGCAAUUUUACAUCAGUAUUUAAAAAGACGUAUAGGAGUCCUAAAGAACAUGUCUGUUUAGAUAACAUAGUUCACCUCAUUCAUACUGUAUUAGAUAUCAAAACAGUGCAAACUACCUGCUAGAAAUACUAGUGACCUUCUAUAUGGAAGUCUCCUUUUAAAGUAGCACCUGAGAUCUGAAAUGCUGAGGCAAAAAUCAAUUUUCAGAAACAUACUCAGUAUCAUUUAUUCAAAGCAGAUGUGAGCCGACAGUUUGAAGUAUUAGUUGCAAACAACAGCACUAAUGAAAAAUAGUCUCCAAGAUGGACGUGCUGCCACAUUUGGAAUACCAAACUUACUUGAAGUCUACCUUUAAUAUUUUCAACGUAGCACAAAAUAUUUGGAAGAAUGCUUGUAAGACUCCAGUACCAUUCUGUAACUCAGAAGGAACACAAAAAAUGGUUGUGAAAAAACAAACACCAUGGAAGCCCAAGUCAGUAAGAUUUCCUUUGUGUCACUGCUUCUGCAAGAAUAACUGUAUUUGAAACGAGAUAUAACAGUGAGCAUCAGUACUACAGAGAUUAAAAAUAGCAACUUGACAAACUGUUUUUAAGGCUGCAAUUAUCACAGUAAAAAAGCAAUAUGACAUGGCUUUACCACACUAGAAACAGCAUCUCUAAUACAAUUAAUUAUUUCAAUUUCCACAGGAAAACUCUCUGAAUAGAAGAAUGUUCAUCCCCCUAACUAAAACUUAUGUACACUCUGUUGUCUUAAAAUACAAAUAAACUACCAGUGCACAACUCAAAGUGGCACUGCUAUGUAUGCUAUCA